GUCGUAAUUUCAAGCUCGCAACGAAAAUUUCUCUACUUGUGAUACUAAUUUGGGUCUCAGGAUCCAAAUUCGACAUUGUUCGAAUUUGAAGGAUCAUAACCCUUUCAAUGAAUUGAGUUCAAUUUGUCGUUUCAAUUUUAGAAAUUUUUGGAGGUAAAAUGUUGUCAGUUUCUCCCUCUUCGAUGGUUCGUAGUUCGCUGGAGGAAAUGCUGGAUAAUCUCAGGCGAAGAGAUGAGAAACCGAAAGACUUGCCGCCGGAUUUGCCGUCUCGGCCUCGGCCGACCUCAAGGGCUCGCCUGCCCAGAGCGAAGAGAUCAUUGCCGACUAACUUUGAAAUUGACGAUGCUGAGCCCCCGGAGGGCUCAGCAGGUUGUGAUAGUAAAAGGGAAGAGGUUAAAAGAUCAAGAAUUUGUAGCUUUGGGGCUGAAAAGUUUAAGGAAGUGCUUCCCAGUGAAUCACCGUAUGCGAUGACAUCGGAAGAGAGAAAAUGUGGACAGAGGUUGGAGGAGCAAGAUGGUAUGACUCUUACACCGGCCAGUUCCGGUUCUCUCCCGAGGUUUCAGGAGCCUGAGGUGGAUGACAACGUUGGCUACUUUAGUAAGAAGAUUGGUGCAUUAGAGGAUACAAGAAAACAAGUUCUUCAAGGCACGCUUGAGGUGCAAAAACACUUUCGUGGUCAUCGGGCUCGCCAUUACUUCCAUGAACUCAAAAAAGGAGUGAUAACACUGCAAUCAUUUGUUCGUGGUGAAAAUACUAGAAGGGAGUAUGAUGUUUUGAUAAGGUCGAGGGAACAGGUUGCUUGGAAAAUGCUUGAUGAGAAUCUCUGCACAGUUGUGCGAUUACAGUCUGUGAUCCGUGGGUGGUUGGUUCGAAGGCACUUUAGUCAUCUGCAGCACAGGAAAGAGUUUCAUUGUGAUGCUUUAAAUUCUAUUGGAAAUCCAGGCAAGAAGUUUUCAGAGGUGAAGAACUUGCCACAAGAGUAUGUUCAUGUUCUGCUUUCAGACAUGGAAGAGCUUCAAAGGCGGGUUAUGCAAGCAGAAGCGACUCUCAGUCAGAAGGAAGAGGAAAAUGCGGCAUUGCGGGCGCAACUACAACACUUCCAGGCGAGAUGGUCAGAAUAUGAAGCCAAGAUGAAAUCAAUGGAGGAGAUGUGGCAAAAACAGAUGACAUCUUUGCAAAUGAGUCUCGCUGCUGCCAAAAAGAUUACUGCUGCUGACAACACUGCAGGUCAACCUGGAAGGCUAGUAGAGAGUUCUCCAUCACCCCACUGUUAUGAUUCAGAGGAUAACAUGUCCAUGAGAACUCAAACUCCUGGUGGAAACACACCUAUCAAAUUUGUCAAUGGUGGUUUAGAUUUUGGAGCAAGACGAAGGACUAAUAGUGCUUUUAAUGCAUUUAGUCAUCUGGUAAAGGAAUUUGAGCAAGGGAAACAAAUUUUUGAUGAUGAGGCAAAAGCCAUUGUUGAGGUCAAGUCCGGGCAGGUGCCUUCUAUAAAUCCAGAUGAGGAACUUCGGAAACUGCAACACAAGUUUGAGGCAUGGAAGAAAGAGUACAAAGUUAAGUUACGGAACACAAAGGCAAAAUUUUCUAAACUCGGGCAUUCAGAAGUGGGAAAGAGUUCCCGGAAAUGGUGGGGAAGGAAAAGCAAAAGAUGCUAGGUUUGGGCUCUGCAACAUCUAUGCUGGGAUGUGGACAAAGGUAGCUGGUUUGAUAUUUUGAAAAAGAAAUGAUUGAAAUUCUACAUCACCAUUUCUUGGGGCAGUUGUUCCUCACAGCACCCAUUUACUGGGGUUUUGAAGCAUGAGGUUAGUGAAUGUGGGAGAGUGAUUGUCAUGUUUAUUACCUGCAAAUUUUGUUACUUGGUGGUACGAUUAAAAGAUUUGCUCCAAGCCAGAUGAGAAUUUGUUGACAUCCUUCCACCUGCUUCCCUCCCCUGAUAAGUUUGACUCUGUACUGUCGGAAUCUGCUGUAUUUAGGAGUUAGUGCUGAGAUUAUGGAAGAGAAAUGUUCAUAGUCCUUUCUCCUCUGUAAGAUUUGUGUCGUAUAAUGAAGUUCUAUGAAAUGUUUUUUUGUUGUUACUUAACAGAUGAUCCUUCUG
Ilex paraguariensis (yerba mate) is the source of this 2098-nucleotide messenger RNA. The record is from the annotation of a GenBank genome assembly. NCBI's taxonomy places the organism in Eukaryota, Viridiplantae, Streptophyta, Magnoliopsida, Aquifoliales, Aquifoliaceae.